This is a messenger RNA of Phlebotomus papatasi, 2203 nucleotides long. It is a transcript of the gene Gsc, whose product is annotated as homeobox protein goosecoid. The coding region runs from base 474 to 1385 and encodes 303 amino acids. The record is from RefSeq and is a predicted model, not a curated record. NCBI's taxonomy places the organism in Eukaryota, Metazoa, Arthropoda, Insecta, Diptera, Psychodidae. The transcript is spliced from 3 exons. Gene Ontology annotation, biological process: regulation of transcription by RNA polymerase II. Gene Ontology annotation, molecular function: RNA polymerase II transcription regulatory region sequence-specific DNA binding; DNA-binding transcription factor activity, RNA polymerase II-specific.
UCGCGUGAGUUGGUUCACUGGAUCAGAAUCUCAAGAGAAGGAUUCCUGUGACCCCUUGUUAUCCUCGUACAUCGUUCUCAAUAUCGGAUUAAGAUUUCCCAAGUGAUAAAGUGAAGUGGUUGUGUUUAAUGUGAUUUUAUAUCAAUUCGGAUUUUUAUCUAUCAUACUCCCAAUUUUAUUUUUGCGGAAAAUCUGGAGACCAAUAUUGAAACUAAAAAGAAAUUUUAGGAGCAAGUUCUCCUAUAACAAUGGAACGUUUAUGUGAAUGAAUACUAAAAGAUAGACAAGUACCCCUUCCUGGGAAAUUCGAGAAGUUCGUUUAGGUGGUUUAGGUAAUUCUAAGUGGCGCGCAAUAUUCCAUCAUUCUGAGUUCACUGUGGCCAUUUGGGCUCGCCACGAAGCCCGAGUACCUGUCCCCAGCCUCACAGAGUCCCUGCAGUCUCACCCCAUCGCCAUCACCGUCUUCCGUGUCAAUGGUGGAGACAACAUCGCCGGGUAUUCGGACCUGUGGGAGUCCCAUUGUUGCCCCAAUUGCUGACUCUGCCUCGCCAACCAGCUACCUCACCACGGCUAUGCUGCUAGGCGGACAGGGAUGUGGCUACCUCGGUCAGAGACUCCAGUUCAAGCACCAAGAAAGAUCAGACAGUCACCAGACUGUCGUACAGAAUCACACACCAAGCAAUUCCAGAGUAUCUGGAUCUGCAUCCUCUUCCCUCUUCACCAUCGACAGCAUCUUGGCCCCAAAGCCGUCGCACAGUCCCACCAGUUCUCCACCUACCACAUCAGCAGCCAACAGUCCCAUCAGACCAGCUCGAGUUCCUGCCAUGCUUCAUCCCUCAGGACUGCAUCUUGGUCACCUGGCCGCCGCUGCAGCGAGUGGAUUCGGUGCCACGUCAGACUUUCUUGUGGCUUAUCCAAAUUUCUACCCCAACUACAUGCAUGCAGCGGCUGUUGCUCAUGCUGCUGCCACCCAAAUGCAAGCCCAUGCUACUAUGGGUCACCAUGGGGGACUUGGAGGACCUCCACCAAAGCGGAAACGACGUCACAGGACAAUCUUCACGGAGGAACAGUUGGAACAAUUAGAAGCCACCUUCGAAAAGACUCACUAUCCUGACGUCGUCCUUCGAGAGCAACUGGCACUGAAAGUUGAUCUCAAAGAGGAAAGAGUUGAGGUAUGGUUCAAGAAUCGUCGAGCCAAGUGGAGGAAGCAGAAGCGCGAGGAACAGGAGAGACUGCGUAAGUUACAGGAUGAGCACAAUGGAGGAAAUUCUGGAAGUAUCACGAGUAUCAAAACUGAAGAUAUGCCUUCUCCAGUUCUUCCUCUCUCCACUUCCAUUCACAAUUUUAGCGAUGCCGAAGACUCUUCUGACCUAGAAGUGGCAUAAGUUUCCCGUAAGGAUCUUUCUGUGAGACUCUUCCUUCGCAGUAUGUCUAUUGAAAUUCAUUGACAAAUAAUGGAGCACGUACAAUAACUCCUCUUUUGCAAACAUGUUGUUAAAAACAUGUUCACAAAAUAGAAAUAUUAACUGUGUACUCCAUGAGUUACAAAAUUUACCAAACAUAAGGGAAGGCAUUCAUGCUUCGCACAUACUCUUACUCUGGCAUCGAACACUUCAUAUUUUUCCCAUAUACCUUUAACUAAAUUGACCUAAUGGCAAUAUAUUUUAAUAGCCAGUGUUAAGUCACACAUUUCCUGAACAAAUUAGGUAAAAUUCAUUAAAGGAAUAUGAUAAAAAUAUGAAAUGUCCCAGGCCAGAUAUGUGCGAAGCCUUAAAGCCUUCCCCUACUGUUUUUAAAUCAUUCAAAAAAUUAUUUUAGUGAGAGAAGAACUGACAAAAGGUGUGACUUUUUCAUUUUAUGAACGAGAGUCUUGUUAGAUAAUUUAAUUUGUAUAGAGAGAAACCUAUAUUUAAAAAAUUCAGCUAAUAUGAAUGUGAUAUAGAACCCCUAAAAAUAUUAAUUUACACCCAAAAAACAGAUAUAUAAUUAAAAAAAAAGAUAGAAAGUAAUGGAAAUAGAUAAAAGGAUAUAAAUGUACAUUUUAUCAAAUAUUCCACUAUUUUAGUGCGUAAAUUCUCAGUAAAGAGUAAAACUUGUACAGAUACACCAAAUUGAAUCAAUUAAUCCGUAUGUUUAUGUAUUUAGAACACUAUUAUCAAUAUUAAUAAUAAAUAAAAUAAUAUCAUUCGGAAAACCAAAAAAA